UUUUUCUUCUGGAGGCGGUCUCCCGGAGGGGAAACGGACCGGAAGUGACGUAAGCUAGUUCCGGUUGGCCGGAGCCUUGCGGUGAGUGAGAGAGUCAGUCGCGAGCCGCUUCCAGGAUCCGAGAUUCGGAGAUCCGGAGAAGCCGGAGUCAGAGCGGCUCCUCAAGAGUUACUGAUCUAUGAAAUGGCAGAGAAUGGAAAAAAUUGUGACCAGAGACGUGUAGCAAUGAACAAGGAACAAUAUAAUGGAAACUUCACAGAUCCCUCUUCAGUGAAUGAAAAGAAGAGGAGGGAUCGGGAAGAAAGGCAGAAUAUUGUCCUGUGGAGACAGCCACUCGUUACCUUGCAGUAUUUUUCUCUGGAAAUCCUAGUAAUCUUGAAGGAAUGGACCUCAAGAUUAUGGCAUCGUCAAAGCGUUGUGAUGUCUUUUUUACUGCUGCUUGCUGUGCUUAUAGCUACGUAUUAUGUUGAAGGAGCACAUCAACAGUAUGUGCAACGUAUAGAGAAACAGUUUCUUUUGUAUGCCUACUGGAUAGGCUUAGGAAUUUUGUCUUCUGUUGGGCUUGGAACAGGGCUGCAUACCUUUCUGCUUUAUCUGGGUCCGCAUAUAGCUUCAGUUACAUUAGCUGCUUAUGAAUGCAAUUCAGUUAAUUUCCCUGAACCACCCUAUCCUGAUCAGAUUAUUUGCCCAGAUGAAGAGGGCACUGAAGGAACCAUUUCUUUAUGGAGCAUCAUCUCAAAAGUUAGGAUUGAGGCCUGCAUGUGGGGUAUCGGUACAGCGAUCGGAGAGCUGCCUCCAUAUUUCAUGGCCAGGGCAGCUCGCCUCUCAGGUGCUGAACCAGAUGAUGAAGACUAUCAGGAAUUUGAAGAGAUGCUGGAACAUGCAGAGACUGCACAAGACUUCGCCUCCCGGGCUAAACUGGCAGUUCAAAACCUAGUACAGAAGGUUGGAUUUUUUGGAAUUUUGGCCUGUGCUUCGAUUCCAAAUCCUCUGUUUGAUCUGGCUGGAAUAACAUGUGGACACUUUCUUGUACCUUUUUGGACUUUCUUUGGUGCAACCCUGAUCGGAAAAGCAAUAAUUAAAAUGCAUAUCCAGAAAAUCUUCGUUAUCAUAACAUUCAGCAAACACAUAGUGGAGCAGAUGGUGGCUUUCAUUGGUGCUGUCCCUGGCAUAGGUCCAUCUCUGCAGAAGCCAUUCCAGGAAUACCUGGAGGCCCAGCGUCAGAAGCUUCACCACAAAAGCGAAACGGGCGCGCCGCAGGGAGAAAACUGGUUGUCCUGGAUGUUUGAGAAGUUGGUUGUUGUAAUGGUGUGUUACUUCAUCCUGUCCAUCAUUAACUCCAUGGCACAAAGUUAUGCCAAACGAAUCCAGCAGCGGUUGAACUCAGAGGAGAAAACUAAAUAAGCAGAAAAGUUUUAACUGCAGAAAUUUAAAUGGACGGGUUCUGCCUUAAAUUGGGAGUACUCCAAACCAGGAAGGAAAAUUCCCUUUUCCAACCUGUAUCAAUUUUAAUUUUUUUUUUUUUCCCCCUGAAAGCAGUUUAGUCCAUAUCUUGCACUGACAUACUCUUCCUUUGUUAAGGUAAGGUAUCUACCGUCAAUUCAAUCCAAAUUGUAUUUUAUUAGGGUGGAAUGUGAUAUUAAGCAGCAAACUUAACAAAGACUGGCCUUCUAUUUGUUACUUUCAAAGGCCCACAUGGUACAAUUAAAGAAUUCCGGACACCAAAAAUAAAAAUGGUUCCUAAGUAUGUCAAAUAUGUCAAGCUUUUUAGGCUUGUCACAAAUGACUUCUUUGUUUUUCUAAGUCAUCAAAAGUGUAUAUAAAUUAUACUAGAUUGGAUAACAGUCUUGCAUGUCUAUCAUGGUAAAAUUUAAUAUGCCAUCCUGCCCAACCCUUCCUCUCUCACCUUUGAAAAAAGGCCAUUUUAUGAUGCAUUGCACACCCUCUUGGGAACUGAUCUUUCAAUUUUGAGACAGUAUAAGGAAAAUCUUGUUGGUGUCUCGCAAAUGAGCUGACACCAUUUUUUAUUCUGUAUAUUUAGAAUGAAGUCAUGAAAAAACUUUAUAAAGACAUCUUUGAUCAUUCCAAAAUUGUGUCCGUUUUCUUGAGCGUUUUGAUAUUUUUACUUCCUUUUAGCUUCUACCAACUAAAUGCAACCUUGCCAUAUCCACCUACAACCGCAGUUUCUUAAGCCUUCAUUUAUUUGCAUGAAAGGGCCACCACCAAAGCAUUUUUUGUUGGGCUGGAAUUGGGCAGCUGGCUACACACUGCUGAAAUGGCACCUUAGGGACUGGUAUAUCAAGGGGACUUCUUGGCUUGUGAAAACAGGAGGGAUGACAGUAUACAAAUCAAAGGACAUGGAGAGAAAAAUGACUCAUUUUUUAAAAAAACAGGCUUUCUCAUAUCUGUUAAUUUUUAGCCCAGCACGUACUCUGAUUUUAACAGACAGAAAUUUACUUUUAUAUGUAUCCUAAUUUUCUUGCCUUUCUUCAGUAAGUGUUUUGUUCUUAUGUGAUUUUUCCUUUGGGAUGUUUCUGGUUGAACUUGGUCAUUUUGUUUUGCUUGGGAAAAAAAUAAACAGUUUCACUUUUUUCCUUUAGGAAAAUUGGUACUGACAUUAUGUUGAGUGUAGAAUUGGAUUUAAAUCUCAACAGGCCAGAAAUGCCUGGUUUGUUUUAUCAAAUCCUGCCUGAAUGUCUGCUUGUUUUGCCUACCGUCGUGACAUCUCCAUGGCUGUACCACCUUGUCGGGUAGCUUAUCAGACUGAUGUUGACUGUUGAAUCUCAUGGCAACAGCAGUCGAUGGGCUGUCUGACAUUUUGGUAUCUUUCAUCUGACCAUCCAUAUCAAAUGUUCCCAUUCAAACAUUACCGAGCAUCAUGGUUUACGAUUAAAAAAUCUGGUCCUUAUGUCUACUGGCACUUUCAAUCUUUUAUGCCAUGAUAUUGUAGCAGUAUCACGAGGAUUCUGUGGAAAAUUGGGAUAGUCUCUGUGAUCAAAGCUAAAUAAAUAAAGGACAAGCAACGUGCCUUGUGGGUUUUGGAAAGGUUACUUCUUAACAAUCUUUUUCCCCCCACCCAGAAACUUUCUAGCAGUAUGACAGUUACUUACAUGAAAAGCAGUACCCAAAUGCUUUAUUUUAAAUAGAUUCACAUUAACCAGUAUAAUUUUUUAGAUUCUUUAGCGUUAGUAUAAGUCUCUAAAUCAGCUUCCAGUUGUGUUUCAUCUCCUUCACCUGCAUUUUAUUUGAUGUUUGUCUGAAGAAAGGAAAGAGGAAAGCAAAUAUGAUUUGUACUGUUUGAACUAAAUCUUUGAGAUUUGUUGGUAAAUUUAUUUCAGGGUAAAGUAUAAGAAAAACAAAGACUUGUUUCUUAGGCUGAAGGUCUAAGUGAUUUAUAAUACAUUUGACUUGUGAUGACGGCUUGUUCACUCUUUCAAAUGAAUUUGCUUUGAAAACAAAUGAAGAGCAGCUCUCCUCCUUCCCUCCACUAAGUGUUCAGGUGUGACAUGUUAAGGUGAUUCUGCUGGAUUCCAGCUGGAGCAGUGUGCUACCCUUCUGUUCCUGCGGUUGGUUUGUUCCUUUCUUUUAUCCACCAAAGUGGACGCAAACAACAUGAUCCCAAAGACAUGCCUAGUUAAUUCCAGCUGACUGGAGACCAGAAAAUUUGUAAAUGGUUGGUUUGAUGUUACUGCAAAUAAAACAAAGGGCCUGGGAAUUCUUUUGAUUCCAUCUCUA
Balaenoptera acutorostrata (minke whale) is the source of this 3735-nucleotide messenger RNA. It is a transcript of the gene VMP1, whose product is annotated as vacuole membrane protein 1. NCBI's taxonomy places the organism in Eukaryota, Metazoa, Chordata, Mammalia, Artiodactyla, Balaenopteridae. The transcript has 12 exons. Gene Ontology annotation, biological process: autophagy; Golgi organization. Gene Ontology annotation, cellular component: membrane; endoplasmic reticulum; endomembrane system. The coding region runs from base 184 to 1404 and encodes 406 amino acids. The record is from RefSeq and is a predicted model, not a curated record.